This is a messenger RNA of Penicillium angulare, 894 nucleotides long. RefSeq names its product PP1-complex regulatory subunit GLC8. NCBI's taxonomy places the organism in Eukaryota, Fungi, Ascomycota, Eurotiomycetes, Eurotiales, Aspergillaceae. The transcript is spliced from 3 exons. Gene Ontology annotation, molecular function: protein phosphatase inhibitor activity. The record is from RefSeq and is a predicted model, not a curated record. Gene Ontology annotation, biological process: regulation of signal transduction. Bases 1 to 894 code for a protein of 297 amino acids.
AUGGCGACUACACAGCGUAUGCCAGCUAAGGCUCACAGCACCGACGAUGUACACACCCGGCCUAAAAGCAUCCUCAAGAACUCUCGCUCCUUUCAAAACGUGCCUGUCACUGAAUCGAUCAGCCCUCCCCGCGCUAUUCCGCCUAUUCCGGAGACUGCCGACACAAAGGAACUUACUCUCCAAAACACUCUGGUGAAUGCCGGCCCUAGACGUCGCUCCUCGUCUAAUACCCAGGCCGGUAGCUUGGACCGCCGACACUCUUCUACAAGUGACCACGACGAGAACUCUCCCCGCCUGAAGUGGGACGAAGCCAACCUCUAUCUAACUGAGCAAGAGCGGACCGCAAAAAUGAAGAUUGACGAGCCGAAGACUCCUUAUGCCCCGCACUACGACCCGGCCGAAGAUGAAGACGAGAUGCACCUCGAAGAAGCUAAGGAGAGCUUGAUCGAUGCGCAGGAUAUCAUGGUUGACGAACUCGAUCAUCCAAAGGCCCCUCACAAGAAGGGUGUCUCGGAGGAUGACAUUCCCGAUUUCGAGCUCGGUGAAUCGGAAGCGGCUCAACAGGCAGUCACUGGCUUUUCCGAAGAUCCACGCAUCUACCGUCAACGCAGCAUGAGCAAUGAGUCUCAGAAGGGUGAGAAACAUGUUCAUGUUGGCGGCGACGCCAACGGUGAGGACGGCGACGAUGGUCUGUUGUCCACGGAAGAGGCGAGGGAAAAGCACCGUAUAUUUGAGAAGCAACGCAAGCAACACUAUGAGAUGAGUAACAUUAAAGACUUACUUGCUCACCCCGAGACUUUGGAUGAGAUGGAAGAAGAUGAAGACGAGGCCGAACCCGGUCCUCCUCCCGCUGUUCCUCAGAUCCCUCAGCAGUUCCGCGCCGGAGGACAAUAG